Messenger RNA from Cucurbita maxima (winter squash), 1454 nucleotides. RefSeq names its product acyl-protein thioesterase 2-like. Lineage: Eukaryota; Viridiplantae; Streptophyta; Magnoliopsida; Cucurbitales; Cucurbitaceae. The transcript is spliced from 9 exons. The coding region runs from base 355 to 1137 and encodes 260 amino acids. Gene Ontology annotation, molecular function: hydrolase activity. The record is from RefSeq and is a predicted model, not a curated record.
CGUUGCUCCCUCUGUGGCAUUAUAAACUGAAGGGCUGUGUCAGCUCAGAGCUCGUUUUCUGCAUCGAUGCUUUAAUCUCUUGUGGAUUCUUCUUUGCCCAUAAAGAUUUCUUGCCUUUUUCUUCCUUUUUUGAGAUGCCUUUCACUUUUUUUUAGUAUUUGAGGACUUUGGAGGCUGUUUAUGGGAUGUGAUAUCAGGAGUAGCUAAUGGAAAAUUCAUGGGUUUUAGUUCCAUUUCAGCCCUCCCAAGUGCAUAUAAAUACAAUUGGUCAAUUCUAAAACUCUUCAUUGCAGGAACUAAUUCCAACGCCCAAGUUGUGGCCUGUCUUGCUUCCAACAUUUUUGUGGAAAAACAAUGAGCUAUAACAGCUCUACUAUGGGUUCUGGUAGUAGAACAGGCAGGAUGAGCUUUGAGUUUGGGAGGACCCAUGUGGUCAGGCCUAAAGGGAAGCAUCAGGCAACUAUUGUUUGGUUACAUGGCCUUGGUGAUAAGGGGUCAAGUUGGUCUCAGCUCUUGGAAACUCUUCCUCUACCAAACAUUAAGUGGAUUUGUCCUACUGCUCCUACUCGUCCUGUGACAUUAUUUGGUGGAUUUCCUUGCACUGCAUGGUUUGAUGUGGGAGAUAUUUCAGAGGAGUCUCCUGAUGAUUUAGAAGGCUUGGAUGCUGCAGCAUCGCAUGUUGCUAAUCUUUUGUCUACAGAACCUGCUGAUAUUAAACUGGGUAUUGGAGGCUUCAGUAUGGGUGCUGCAACUGCUAUUUACUCUGCGUCAUGCCGUAUUCUUGGGCAAUAUGGAAAUGGAAACCUAUACCCCAUUAACCUCAGUGCAGUUGUUGGGCUUAGUGGCUGGCUUCCCUGUUCAAGAUCUUUGAGGAACCAGGUCAGUGUGUCACACGAAGCUGCAAGGCGCGCUGCGUCCCUGCCCAUUUUACUCUGUCAUGGUUCAGGUGACGAUGUUGUAGCUUACAAACAUGGGGAGAAAUCUGCACAUACUUUAAGUUCAUCUGGAUUUAGCAAUCUAACAUUUAAAUCCUAUAACGGGCUGGGCCAUUACACCAUUCCUGAGGAGAUGGAUGUUGUUUGUAAUUGGCUGACAGUCAUUUUGGCGCUCGAUGGCAUACGGUUGGUCGAUCACUGAAGAAGUUGCAGAGAAUCAUGGAGGUAAACAACGAAGACCAUUUUUUAGGUUCGUAACAAAAAUGGUAGAGACGUUCGAGCAUAGGGGCAGCAGUACGAAUGAUCAUAGUUAUAAGUUCUUUAAUUGUGGUUGCUUCGUUAGUAAAGAAUAAACCAUUGUCUUUCUGGUUUCUGGUCUUUAGCAAAUCUGAUAGAGUUACUGUCCACGUUUUACUCGUUUUCGCCUUCGGUUUUUUAGCCUAAGUUCGGGGGUAUACGAAUCUGAGAAAAUUUUCAAUGUUGUUGUAAUCUAAUAUAUGACUACCUACUUACCACUGA